Penicillium cataractarum is the source of this 2901-nucleotide messenger RNA. Its product is annotated as putative ubiquitin-protein ligase (Asi3). Gene Ontology annotation, biological process: ubiquitin-dependent protein catabolic process; protein ubiquitination. Gene Ontology annotation, molecular function: ubiquitin protein ligase activity. The transcript has 2 exons. The coding region runs from base 1 to 2901 and encodes 966 amino acids. The record is from RefSeq and is a predicted model, not a curated record. NCBI's taxonomy places the organism in Eukaryota, Fungi, Ascomycota, Eurotiomycetes, Eurotiales, Aspergillaceae.
AUGUCUGGUGUUCUCGGACCAGCGUCCAUGCCGAGCACCUCUGCUGCUUCACUCGCCAACGACAUUAAUAGUACCAUUUCCACGACUUCUGUCACCUCGUUACUCCCUUCGCCCCGCGAUCUAUUCACCUUCCCCUUUCGCGCGCUCAACCAAGCGGAGACCUUCGCUUUCAGUACCGUUCCCCGGCAUAUCGCGCGGCUGACCGGAAUCAAUGAUAUCACUAUGAGUUUCUGGAGUAGAGGGGCGUCUGCGAUCGGAGAUACUGGGCUAGGAGGCGACGCUAUGGCAGCGGUAGCCGCGAAUACGGCAGGCGAAGGGGUUGCUCAGGCUGUUGGAUAUGGGGAUAGCUGGUAUGUCGCAGAGUUGAUGCAAACGAUGCGGAAAGUCGGCGGAUUCUUUGGGUAUCUGACCAGUAUUUGGUCCUUUGCGUGCCUGGUGGAGGCCUUGGUUCUUAACCGAAUUACCAUCUACGCGUCCACUCGGCGACAUCUUCGACUGGGCUGGGAAAGGCGACUUGCCCUGCGCAUUAUUCCAAUUAUCCUUUUCGUCACUCAGAUUAUGUCUUUGUUACGCGGCAUUCGAUGCCAGUCCUCUCCAAUCUUCCCUGAAAUGCGAUACGGCAAGCCGGGGAAACCACUAAUCUUUGAUUACGCUAGCGGUGGAGGUGCCUUGUAUUCGCUGACCUCGCGCCUAAUGGCCUGGGAGUCUGAUGCGCAGGCCUGCAGUGCUGUGAAGAUGGGACGCCCCUUUGGCAGUCCAGAUGUCCCAUAUGGGUCAUUUUCUCUUCUGUGGCCGGUCUUUUUGCUGCUCUGCCUGAGCCAUUUCAUCGAAACUCUUUCGUGCGCCCUACAGGGUCGGCCCGUCAUGACCGAGACGGGAAUGUCGAUCUUCGAGCACUCUCUUGCCUUUGCCGAAGCCGAGUCGAUGAUCGGCAAGUCUAUUGGGCUCGGGCUGUUUGGUCUUGCCAAGCAAAGUCCAUUGGCUGAAGGAUCAUCGUCAGAGAGUUCCGGUUCUGCUCUUCAGCUUCUCACUAGAUCGCAAGUCCUGGAGCGAAUGAACGUCACUCCAGAGCUGCUGCUCAUUGUCUUGAUUUCGUGUUGCAACAGUCUCUCUUCCCACAUUCUCGACGUUUUUGGCAAACAGAGUCGAUACCGCCUGUUCAAUACUGCCUUUUGGGGUCUCUGCUUUAUGAUUGCCAUGUGCUGGGGUUUGGAGAGUGGUCCUCCCGUGAGCACGGAGACAGGAGUUCUGAAAUUCCCGACCGUGUGCAUUGUCGGUUUCAUUCCUCAUCUUCUCGUUCUCUUCGGGAUUCUCACCUGCCUUGCCAUCUACGGCAUUGCUUUGGUCAUCACUGCUUUCUCUUUACCUUUCGAAGAGGGGCAAUCCGUCUCAUUCCGAGAACGAUUCGCGCUGGCCCACGAGAAUAUGCAAGGCUCCAAUCAGAUACGAAGCAUUCGUGUCAAUAGACAUGAGGACUUCUAUACAACGUUACUUCGCGUUGGCUACGUUGCUCUCACAGCUGCCAGCGAGGCGGUUUUCUUGAACGAAGGCAAAGCAGUCAUCGCUAGACAGAUGACCUGGCUGGAGAGAGACCGACUUGCAGAGAUUGAAGCCUCUCGAGAACGAAACUCAUCCUACCGUAACUCACCUAAUCAAUUCGAUGGCCCACAAUUCGAAGCCGUAGGAUUCGGCAGUUUCGAGUUGCCUGAACAGACUACUGCAUGGGAGAGUGGCUACAGCCGCGAAAAGAAGCUCGAGAAACCCAAGAAUGGAUCUCGACAGGUGCGACCCCAAGCUGAACUGGGCGGUGUGGGUGCAGUGCGAGCGUCAGUUCGAUUGUAUCAUUGUCUCUCUUUCUUCCGUGCAAUCGGCUUGCUCAUUCUACGAUGGAUCACGUAUGGAUUCAGCCGUAUCCUUGAUCGGCUGGGCAUCAGUGCUCGCCCACUGUGGCUGAAGCGCCUGUCUGGAACGCACAAGGACAAGGCAGUUCCCAAGAAGACCACACCGUCGGGCCCGGUCGACUUUUGGGUUCUUACAGACGAUGGAGAGUUGGAGCUUCCCGAAGACCACGAGUUCGAUGUCGAGUUGGAGAUGCAGAAACAAGAACGCUCCUACCCACAGAACUGGGAGGCAGCCGACGAGCGCCGACUGGAUGAAAAGCUCUAUGCUUGGUGGAAAGUAGGAGGAUCCUGGGGAAACCAGGAUCAUACACCUGAUUACAACCCGCCUGCGAACGACGACGACACAACGAGUGUCAUAUCCAUGUCCACAUAUGCAUCGGAGUCAGAAUGGGAAGAUGACCCAUCUGACGGACGUCGGACACCAACCCAGUCUAACCCAUAUCCUCAAUUCUCUCGCGAAAGCACCCCCGCUCAAGAUCCGUUGAUGGAUAUGAGCACAUUUGCCCGCCUCCUUGACCCCCGCGACCGCGAGAGCAGGGAAGAAGCCCGUAUUCUCGCAGCGCACCUCAGUCCUAAUCGAGACUCCGACCGGAUCAUGACUCGCAGUCAAUACCGACAACAAGUUGAAAAGGAUAGGUCCCGUGUUCUCCUGUCCUCUCGUCUGCAUCAUCACGCAGCUGCUACACAGUCUAGUAGCGAGACACGAAAACCAUCGGCUGACGAAGAAACCGAGAUGCUGGAGCGUCUGAUUCUCUCACGUCGCUCGGAGAUGUCUUUCAGCUCGGACCCAAACACGUGGGAAUCCGGGGCGACGGGUCUUGGCCCGAAUGGACCACCCUGUGUCGUAUGUCAGACAAACCCACGGUCCAUCAUUACCUGGCCCUGUCGUUGUCUAUGCAUUUGCGAAGACUGCCGUGUUAGCCUUGCUAUGAAUAACUUCGGCAGCUGUGUGACCUGUCGACAGGAGGUUGGCGGCUUUAUGCGACUAUGGGUUCCAUAA